Ostrinia furnacalis (Asian corn borer) is the source of this 1150-nucleotide messenger RNA. RefSeq names its product alpha-centractin-like. The transcript has 8 exons. Bases 119 to 1126 code for a protein of 335 amino acids. NCBI's taxonomy places the organism in Eukaryota, Metazoa, Arthropoda, Insecta, Lepidoptera, Crambidae. The record is from RefSeq and is a predicted model, not a curated record.
UUUCUGAUGUCACCUAUCUAUUCUGUCAUUAUUGAAUUCUGACUGAUGUGCAUUUUGUACGGCAAAAUUAUCUAAAAAAACCUAUAAAACAUCUUGAUUUUUGCUUAUCCUAGCAAAAAUGGAGCUGAACGACGUGAUAGUGAACCAGCCAGUGGUUAUAGACAAUGGCUCUGGAGUGAUCAAAGCCGGCUUCGCUGGCGAUCAGAUCCCAAAAUGCAGGUUUCCCAACUACAUCGGGCGCCCCAAACACAUCAGAGUGAUGGCUGGUGCAUUAGAAGGCGAGUUGUUCGUUGGCCCGCGCGCUGAGGAGCACCGGGGCUUGCUUAGCAUUAAGUAUCCGAUGGAGCACGGAAUUGUUACGGAUUGGAACGACAUGGAGCGUGUGUGGAACUAUAUUUAUAGCAAAGACCAAUUGUCAACGUUCUCGGAGGAGCAUCCAGUGCUGCUGACGGAAGCGCCACUGAACCCUCGUAGGAACAGAGAGAAGGCAGCGGAGGUGUUCUUCGAGACUUUCAAUGUACCAGCCCUGUUUCUCUCCAUGCAGGCUGUGCUUAGUUUGUACGCGACCGGUCGCACCACAGGCGUGGUGCUAGAUUCGGGAGACGGUGUGACGCACGCGGUGCCAAUUUACGAGGGCUUCGCUAUGCCGCACAGUAUUAUGCGGGUAGACGUCGCUGGGAGAGACGUCACUAGGUAUCUGAGACUUCUUCUCCGCAAAGAAGGCGUAAACCUCCGCACGUCAGCGGAACUAGAAAUCGUGAAGGCCAUCAAGGAGCGCGCCUGUUACCUCUCUCCAAACCCGCUCAAGGAAGAAACUUUGGAGACGGAGCGGGCCCAGUACACGUUACCCGACGGGACACAGCUAGAGAUUGGACAAGCGAGGUUUAGGGCGCCAGAGGUAUUGUUCCGGCCAGACCUCAUUGGGGAGGAGUGUGAAGGCCUCCACGAAGUCCUUAUGUUCGCAAUCCAGAAGUCGGACAUGGAUCUCCGCAAGGUUCUCUACCAGAACAUAGUCCUGAGCGGUGGCUCGACGUUAUUCCGAGGGUUCGGGGACCGCCUGCUAGCGGAGAUAAGGCGGCUGGCGCCCAAGGACAUGAAGAUUAGGGUGAGGCCUUUGAGUGUGUAGGUGUGGAGUCAUGCAGGGCACUAU